Messenger RNA from Seminavis robusta, 1086 nucleotides. The record is from the annotation of a GenBank genome assembly. NCBI's taxonomy places the organism in Eukaryota, Bacillariophyta, Bacillariophyceae, Naviculales, Naviculaceae.
AUGGACAACUGCGAAGAUAUCAUGCCGGAGUGGUUGCAGUUCGUCAAGGGUGUUGUGGAUUCGGAGGAUUUGCCAUUGAACAUUUCUCGUGAGACUCUUCAACAAAACAAGAUUUUGAAGGUCAUCAAGAAGAAUCUUGUCAAGAAGUGCAUUGAAAUGUUCACCGGAUUGCAAGAAAACGAAGACACCUACAAGAAGUUCUACGAAGCCUUCUGCAAGAACUUGAAGCUCGGUAUCCACGAGGAUUCCACCAACCGUGCCAAGUUGGCCAAGUUGUUGCGAUACCACUCCACCACCAGCGGAGACGAGAUGACCAGCCUCGACGACUACGUUAGCCGCAUGGACGACAAGCAGCCCGGAAUCUACUACGUCACUGGUGAAUCCAAGAAGGCUGUCGAGUCCUCUCCAUUCCUUGAGAAGCUCCGUAAGAAGGGAUACGAAGUCUUGUUCAUGGUUGACCCCAUUGAUGAAUAUGCCGUCCAACAAUUGAAGGAAUUUGAAGGCAAGAAGCUUCUCAGUGCUACCAAGGAAGGCCUCGAGUUGGCUGAGGACGAAGAAGAGAAGGCCGCCUUUGAGGAAGCCAAGGGCAAGGCCGAGGGUCUUUGCAAGCUCAUGAAGGAAGUCCUUGAUGACAAGGUUGAGAAGGUUGUUGUUUCCAACCGUCUUGCUGACUCUCCUUGUGUUCUCGUCACGGGCGAGUUUGGAUGGUCUGCUAACAUGGAACGUAUCAUGAAGGCGCAAGCUCUCCGUGACUCAUCUCAAUCUGCCUACAUGUCCGCCAAGAAGACCAUGGAGAUCAACCCACAGAACCCCAUCAUUGUGGCCCUCCGUGAAAAGGCCGACGCCGACCAAAGCGACAAGACUGUUAAGGACUUGAUUUGGCUCCUUUACGACACAUCUUUGCUCACCUCUGGUUUCUCCUUGGAUGAGCCCAGUACCUUUGCCAGUCGUAUCCACCGUUUGGUCAAGUUGGGUCUUUCCAUUGACGACGAUGAUGAUGGCGACGACGAUGCCGACAUCGAUGACUUGCCUCCUCUUGAUGGCGACGACGACAACGAAGAAUCCGCCAUGGAACAAGUUGACUAA